Messenger RNA from Talaromyces proteolyticus, 1635 nucleotides. Its product is annotated as putative cytochrome P450 monooxygenase. Gene Ontology annotation, molecular function: heme binding; monooxygenase activity; oxidoreductase activity, acting on paired donors, with incorporation or reduction of molecular oxygen. Bases 1 to 1635 code for a protein of 544 amino acids. The record is from RefSeq and is a predicted model, not a curated record. The transcript has 4 exons. Lineage: Eukaryota; Fungi; Ascomycota; Eurotiomycetes; Eurotiales; Trichocomaceae.
AUGUUCAAUCUGGCUAUCUCGUUGGCCGGUACCAGCAUAGCUCUCAUCUUCACGGACCGAUUCCCCGGCUGGACAUUCAAAGGCUUGUUUAGCUGUAUAUUUGGCAUCAACUUCUCCAUCCAGCUUUUCUGGGAUAUUUUGAUAUACCCCAAUUUUGUCACUCCACUGCGCUAUGUGCCGUGUGUACCAGGAACUGUCAGCCAACUGCACAUCCUCAUGGACUCGCCGAGAGGACAAUUGCCACUGAAAUGGAUGCGCACGAUCCCCAACAACGGGUUGAUUCGGUUCCGCGAUAUCUUCCGUCAUAGUCAUUUGAUUGCCACCAAUCACCAGGCUUUGCUGGAUAUUAUGAGCACCAAUACAUACGACUUUGAGAAGCCAUGGAAGGCGCGGGAGUUCCUUGCGCGUAUCAUCGGAUUCGGCUUGAUUUUGUCCGAAGGGAAUGCGCAUCGAGUUCAACGCAAGGCAUUGACCCCGGCAUUUAACAUCAAGAAUAUUCGCUCUUUAUAUACAUUGAUGUGGGAGAAGACAAACAUCCUGAUCGAUGAACUGGAGAAAGAGGUCAAAGAAAACCCAAUGGAAGGAACCAACACAAAUAGCAGCGUUGGCAAAGUCGAGAUGAGCGUAUGGGCUAGUCGUCUUACCUUGGAUAUCAUCGGGCCAGUGGCCAUGGGCCGUGAUUUUCAAUCCCUAACACAUAAGGAAAACAAGGUUGCCGACAGUUUCUUACGAAUCUUGGAACCGACCAAAGAGAAACUGAUUUUCCUUGCCGUGAACUUCAUUUUCCCGCAGUGGUUUGCCAGUCGUCUUCCAUGGAAAUUGAACAGGGUUGUUAAUGAAGAAACCGGGUAUCUGCGUUCCGUUUGCCAUGAAAUCGUGCAGGAAAAGCGCAGAGCACUGCAGUCACAAAAAGCCGAUACAUCGGAAUUAGACGCAGAUAUUUUGGGUACUAUCAUGCUCCGUGGAGAAUUUUCAGAUGAUGAACUAGUUGAUCAAAUGUUGACUUUCCUGGCUGCUGGGCACGAAACCACCGCGAGUGCCCUCACUUGGGCAUGCUACCUACUCUGCCAAUACCCUGACGUACAGAAUAGACUACGACAAGAAAUCCACGACACUAUCCCCUCGUCCAAUUCUCCAAUCACAUGGACCCAGCUCGAAGCAAUGCCUCUUUUGAACGGUGUCUGCCAGGAAGUCUUGCGCCUGUACCCAACCGUGCCGAAUACCGUGCGUGAAGCAGUCCGUGACACCGUCGUCGCCGGUGUCAGUGUUCCCCGUGGAACAAUGAUUACUUUAUCUCCAUAUGCAAUCAACCGCAGUCCUCAUUUCUGGGGCGAUACCGGUGCGGAGUUUAUUCCCGAGCGAUGGAUUGACACAGAUGAGAAGGGUAACAAAACCGUUAAUCACAAUGGAGGCGCACCCACAAAUUUCGCGCAGAUUACCUUCUUGCAUGGCCAACGGUCUUGUAUUGGCAAGGACUUUGCGCGUGCAGAGCUGCGCUGUGCGGUUGCUGGCGUGGUUGGCCGUUUCAUGAUGGAAAUGCAGGAUCCUAAUCAGGAAAUCCACAUCGCUGGUGCGGUUACAACCAAGCCGCGUGACGGAAUGCACUUGAAGAUGACGGCAGUUGAUGGAUGGUGA